GGAUUUUUUUUUUUUACUUGCGUCACGUCAUGGCUGGCAUGAAGCUUGAUUACUUUUCUUGCAAAAGUGAGCUUGGUUUUCUUUGAAAGUGGAGGUUUCUGCCAAUGUUUUGACUUUUAUUUACAUGUAGUUUAGUUUCUAUCUAGAACUCGUUAAUCUUGUUUAUUUGUAUUAAAACAUAGUGUUCGUUUAGGGAUAUGUAUCGUUUACUCUAGAGAAAGGUGUAAAUCUAUCACAAAAUGAACGACGGGGAUUGGAUUUGUAGUGAUCCGAAUUGUGGAAAUAUCAACUUUGCUCGCAGAGUUUCAUGUUAUCGAUGCAAUAAGGAGAGACCCGAUAGCUCUAAUAAAAAGAAAUUAGGCACAGAAAUAGGAAAGACUGCGGCAGAAAAGUCUCGUGGUUUAUUCAAUGCCGAUGAUUGGCAGUGCAAUAAAUGUGCCAACGUUAACUGGGCCCGGCGUCAGACAUGCAAUGUUUGCAAUGCACCCAAAUACGGUGAAGUAGAAGCUCGUACCGGCUACGGUGGAGGUUACAAUGAGCGCGGUGUGGUGGAGUAUCGAAGGCGCGAACCAUCCUCUGAUGAUGAGUAUGACGAAUUUGGUCGAAAGAAACGCAAACGUAAGGCGGACUCUCAAGAGAAAGAGAAGGUUGGCAUCACUGAAGGAGCAGUAUGCAAAAACUUGCCACCAACAGUGCUGCAGAAGGAAUCAAAUAAAGAACAUAACAAGUCCGUUCAUGGGCCAAAAUUUUUCAUGAAUACAGUACAUAGUAAUAAUAACAGAAAUGGUACCAUUAGUGAUAACUCAAAAUGUGAACUUCCUUCACUUCCAAAUGUAGCUGUUACUAAAUACCAGCAAAUUAACACUCCAACACAAAAUUUAAAUAACUUGUCUACUCACAAAACGCAUACAUUGUACCCAAGAAAACGAUCAAUAAGCAGUGGUGACCGAGAUCACACAGCAUCAUCUGGAUAUGACACCGGUUCAAAGAGAAGUAGACGCGAUACCACAGAUGCGAUGCAAAAUAAACUGUGUAACCCUGUAAUGGAAAAUAGUGUUUCUUCUACUAAAAAUGAACUAGCUUGCAAAUUUACAAAAGACAAUACAGAAGAAAAUGUACAAGUUACAUACACUCUUGAAGAAAAAGUAAGAUGUGCAGCUUUCGCUGUUGUUUACAAUAACUGCAAAAUUACAACCAACAAGUUUGAAGCACUAUAUACUAAACCAGCUCCUGAUUUUGAAACCAUUUUUGCUUGGAGACAUCAGCUCAUGACAACAGGCUGCUUAGUUGAUUCUCAUUCAGAAUCUGAGAAGGCUCUUCAACAAUGUCCUACAAAUAUUUCCGAUAUUAAUACUCAAGAGGCAAAUAGAGUAUCUAGACUACCAAAUCCAGAUGAAAUAAUUAUUCCUUCAGAAAGUGAUGAGGAAGAAUCAAGUAAACAUUUAGAAAAAACAGAAAGGAGUAUGAGUGUAGAAACAUUGCUCAUUGGUACUAACAAGGACUUGCAAGCUACUGGCAGUUCAGCAAGCACUGUAGAUGGGAGGGGUUCACGUGGGCGAAGUUAUUCACAAUCCACACAUCACAGAACUCGUUCUAACUCACGAGAAAGUCAAGAUUCCAACUAUCCUGAUACAGACUCAGAAAGAGGGUCUAAAUCCAUAAUUCCAAGUAAUACUACAAAAUCAAUAAAUCCACCAACAAGACUGUCUAUACAUGAUUCGGAUUCUGAGUCAGUCUCAUAUAACAGUGAGGAAGACAAUUUCUUAUCAAGAGUAUUUGGGCAAGACAGAAAAAGGAGAAAAAUUAAGAAACAUCUUCCAGCACCUAAACUGAAUGAUUAUACUGCAAGUAAUGCCAAUACUUUUGAGGGGUACAGCACUAUUAAAAGUAUGAAACAGUCUCCUUUAGUGACUGGCAAUAUUUACACUAACAAUUUGCGGAAUAUGAAUGUGAAAACUCGUGAAAAUAUAGACCUGGAUGGCUGUUCUAGUGAAUAUGUUCCUACCAAAUUAGGUUCAACUGCUAAAAAGAAUUAUCAAGAGUUUAAGGAUAAUGUCAGAAGGAAAGGAUUCUGGGCAAAGGGUAAUGGAGCGUCAUUAGCAAUAAAUAGACACAAUAUGUCAAUAGACAUUAUACACAAGACAACACCUAAAAAGCCACCUGAAGAAACAGUAAAAUCACGAAACAUUCACCAAUAUGCAGCUGGUGUCCAAGUUAAACCAUUAAAGAAGCGAACAUAUGAAGUCAGUAAUGAUGAAAUUGAGGUCUACUCUAAAUCUGAGCAUUUCCUUCCUUUUGAUAAACCAAAACAGGCUGAUGUUGAACUAAAUACUCUUGAGGACACUAGUCGCGUUUUCGCACAAGUUGAGUCAAAUAGUGUAUCUAAAAAUAGAAGCAUUUUAGACAUUUUUGAUAUUAGUGACCCAGCACUAAAAAGCCCCCAAGAUGAUUUAGAAAGCUUUGAUAACACGAGAAGAAUGUAUGAGAAUAAAUGGGAUGAAGAUGAUGAAGCACUUUACAAAACUUCGGAUUGCGACGAGCAAGCAAGACCUAGUCAAGAACUCUCACCAAUUACUUCAAAUAGAGGUCAUAGUCCCAUUUCUAAUAUGUUAUAUACAACAGAAUCGAAUACCAUUCCGAAAGGUGCUGGUAAUUCAACUUCAAUAUCAGAUUUCAUAACAGACAAACAUGAGAUGCUUAUGGAAAUGUUAAAAGAUUUUCAAAAUAAAGACCUUGGUAAAAUGGUGUCACCACUAAAACAUGGGACACCACAACCACCAUCUGUAGAAGACAUAAAUGUGUACCACAAGAAUGUAUCAGAUACCAACAUUCCCAUGAUAGAAGUUGAAGCAAUACCAAAUAUCUCUUUGGCGAAGAGUGCCCAUAUUGUUUCUAAUCUUCUCGUGACUAGACCAGAUCCAUGUCUGAAUAUUAAAAUGACAAGAUCUGAUCAAAAUAUAAAUUCCACAAAAGAAAGAUCUGAUUCUAGUCUGGACCACCAUAUUAACAAUAGUGAUACAAUUCAAAAUUUCAGAGCUAUUGAAGCUGAAUACUUGCAGAUAUCAGAGAUUGAAAAUCGUAAUAAUAAGACCCCUGAACUAAAUGUUUAUAGUAUUUUGCCUGGAGAAUCUCCUAACCCAAGGGAGAACAAUGGCAUGAACAAAGUUUAUAAAUUCACAAAAAGCAGAUCUGAUUUGUACCCUAAUUUUAAAAGUAGACCUGAUCCAAUACUAAGUUAUGAUAAACAUGAUCAUGCUAAAAUUCCUUGUAUAUCUGAUGUAUCUCAGAAUGCGGCUACAGCCAGGCUUGACACUAUGAUGAAUCAGCCUCUUACUGAUACUGAUAGAGUGCCUGAUCAUUCUACAAUUAGAUCUGACUCAAAUCCUAUUCAUACCAUGAAAAUACCUGAACCAAUUUCAAAAGAAUUGUCAAAUGAAGUGUUACGAUUAUCAGAAGAGAAUGUUGGAGUUACCAAAAAUGUUUCCAAAACUAUUAGUCCAUCUAAACGUGUUCAUAUUCUGGAAAAUGUUAGGAUUCGACCAGGUUCGCCGCAUCCGAAGAUUUUAUACCAGCAAAACAUAACUGAACCCACAAGUCCUAAAUCAAACACAGCAUUAGUUUCGGCCAAUGCACAAAAUGCAGAAUUAAUUACAUCAAGCCCGGAUGUGAGUCAAGCUGAAGACACAGAAAAAUCCUUAGAAAACGCGCCAUCUACAGCUCAAGUAGAUUUUUCAAAUUUAUUGGCAAACAUAAAUACUAACACUUUACUAUUGGCAUUGCAAAAUCUACAAAAAAUUGGACAGAGUACCUCACCUGUGCCUAAUGAACAAAAAAGUGCUGGACAACAAAGUCCAGUUGAAGAAACACAAGUUUCAGAAACAAUAAAUUUGACUAAUGAUGAGGAUUGGGAGAAGGAAUCUAAUAGAGACGGCAGCAUUGAAAGGCAGUUGGAAAAAUUGGAUGGAAAUACAGGCGACACUCCUUUUUUAAGCGAUAUUUUUGACCCUGGUCCGGUUAUUAUACCACCCAAUAUAGUAAAGAAGUUAAAUUUGGGCAUUGAAAAUCUCGAAGAAGCUAAUAAUACAACAGAAAGUACACCUGUUAUAGGAAAUUUCAAAAGUUUUGCUUUACCAAAACCUAUCAUGCUGAAUAGGUUAAAGCUCACUGUAAAGACAACAGAAAAGACUUCAAAAAACUCUGGAAAAAGAGUGAAGACCAAGAAUAAGAGCAAGUCUUUGCCAGUGUCGGAGCAGGCUGAGGCAGAUGAGGAGGAAGACGAGGAAUCUGGAGACGAGGCUGAUCUUUCUAAGUAUGAUUUGUGGGGCAGCGACGCUGAGCAAGGCAACUCUUCUAAGGCUGAAAGUGAAGAAAAACUGAAAGCAGAUGGAGCUUCUAAAGAAAGUGGGCCCAGCAAUCAGAAUGAUAAGGACGGCAAGGCAUCUCCGCACAAGAGUAAGAGGAGGUCUAGGAGUUCAUCUUCCUCAUCGAGCUCAUCUUCGAGUUCAAGUUCUAGUCACAGCUCUUCAGCACCUCAAAACAAAUUCGACGAUUUCAACUUGAACAGUGAACGCGAAUCCUCGCCGAAAGGGCGCAAGUCACGCUCGCGGUCCCGGUCGCCGCGCUCACGUGCUUCUUCCCGCCGCAAGUCACGAGACAGCCGCUCCGCCGGAGAAUCCAGGAGCCACGAGUCGUCGCGUGACAAAGAGUAUACCCGUGAUCGAGACCGCCGAGAUCGGUCACGCGGUAACCGGGAAGAUCGCAAGGAACGGCGCUACAGUCGUGAGGGCGGCAACCACUACAACUCGCGUGGACGGCACCGUUAGCCAGCGCACGGAGGACGCUAGACAGUCCUCUGUUGUGAUUCGAUAGGCCUCGGAGGGCAUUAGUGCAACACCUAUAAUAAGUGACUGCCCUGUUCCUUGUCUUUUUCAUGAGUGAGUUGCCCCGAGUUUUCAUGUAAGUUUUGAGCGCCAGGCCAAACAUACGAUAUUUUAUAUAAUAAUGGUCCACCACCUGUAAAACUAUUUGUGUAACUUAAGUCUAUGUUAUUGUAAACUAAGUAAUACUGUUUCAUAACAAUAGAAUUAUAAAUAGAUGUCGAAAGUCUCAUAAAUUUACGACAGGUUGAAUGUUUCUUCUUAUUCUUUUGUAGGUUGAUAAUUCAUUUACUAUUGUUGUAUAUAGCCAAAAAAGUGGUUGGAUCCACAAAGUUUAGAUGUAUGUAGUGCAUUAUAGUUAGUUACAACUCAAAAUAAUUAAAUUGGUAAAUGUAAAACAUUUUUUGUUUGUGAUACUUGCUUAAUAGAAAUUCAAAGAAUAACAUUAAAGUGUAGUGUGCUUGAUAGGAAGAGAUCUCAAAGCUGUGUUAGGCAGAACAUUUGAUUAAUGUUUCUACUAAGUAGAAACUUUGGUUUCCAGUAUAUAGUAAUGGGUCGUGAUUUUAAAUA
This is a messenger RNA of Spodoptera frugiperda (fall armyworm), 5447 nucleotides long. Its product is annotated as myb-like protein A. Lineage: Eukaryota; Metazoa; Arthropoda; Insecta; Lepidoptera; Noctuidae. The record is from RefSeq and is a predicted model, not a curated record. Bases 240 to 4823 code for a protein of 1527 amino acids. The transcript is spliced from 8 exons. Gene Ontology annotation, molecular function: RNA binding; lipopolysaccharide binding.